AUGGCCGCCGAGAAAUCGUUACUCCGACAGCAGACUGAUAGAAACCGGGUCAACCAGCGCAAUUUUCGUGCCCGACGCCAUGAGUACGUUCGUGAUCUCGAGCGCCGUAUCCGACGAUUCGAAAGUGAAGGGCUUCAAGUCACCAGAGAGGUUCAAGCGAUCGCACAAUCCGUAAACAACACGAAUGAAAGACUGGUGUGGAUACUUGAAUCAAAAUUCGGUGUCACUAAACGCCAAAUCGACGAAUACCUUCGAGAAUCGAACAUCGUUUUUGAUAUUGAGGCACGAAGCCCUUUGCGGCAGAGGCGCGCGGAUCGGAUAUCCGCAAGUCCCAAGCGGUCACCCCGGACUAUACUUCUCACCCAUGAUGCUGACCGAGUUUUCUGGACGACAGCUGGCCUCGACCAGGGUUUGGAAGGCGUGUCGCUUGUGGUUGAGGAAAGUCAGAUCAACCGACGAUUAGUGCAACCAUAUGGGUGCGAAUCAGCAUUGGCCAUUGCCUACCCAACACAUGGACAUUCUUUACAACCAACAGGACUUACGCCUGAGGUUUCGCCACUUCGAUAUCACUCUACACUAGUUGGAGACGAAACAGUCCUUCAGAAUCAGCAGGAUAACAUUGAUAGAUGCAGUCCCAGAUCUGGUCCUCGCUUGGAUUCUGUUCCUGAAAAUCAACCACAAUAUACGUACGACUUGUCUGAGGAGAAUACCACGGAUGCUCUUACUGGAGAAACCUCAUGCGAAGAAGCCGCGAGUAUAAUCAUCAGCGUACGUGGCAACAACGUUCAUGAAGAGGUGUGGAGUGAGCUAGGUUGUAGCAUAAAGCAGAGCUGCAGAGUUAAGACUACCUCGGUCUUCGAGCUCCUGGACAGGGAUUGA
Messenger RNA from Exophiala bonariae, 879 nucleotides. RefSeq lists its product as uncharacterized. The record is from RefSeq and is a predicted model, not a curated record. The coding region runs from base 1 to 879 and encodes 292 amino acids. The transcript has 2 exons. Lineage: Eukaryota; Fungi; Ascomycota; Eurotiomycetes; Chaetothyriales; Herpotrichiellaceae.